Molecule: messenger RNA, 1384 nt
Organism: Lemur catta (Ring-tailed lemur)
Lineage: Eukaryota; Metazoa; Chordata; Mammalia; Primates; Lemuridae
Gene: P2RY6
Product: pyrimidinergic receptor P2Y6
Exons: 2
Coding region: 129-1115 (328 amino acids)
Biological process (GO): G protein-coupled receptor signaling pathway; cellular response to pyrimidine ribonucleotide
Cellular component (GO): plasma membrane
Molecular function (GO): G protein-coupled UDP receptor activity; G protein-coupled UTP receptor activity; G protein-coupled ADP receptor activity
Source: RefSeq, a predicted model, not a curated record
GCACAGGAGCUGGCUGGCAGUGGGGGCUGCUCGGGGAGGAGGAAUUUGCUCCAGCACUUCACGGACUGCAGGUGGGGCACUCGCUAAGUCCCGGCCUCUCCAAAUGUAGGAAACCCUAUUGGGCAGCCAUGGAGUGGGACAAUGGCACCGGCCAGGCUCUGGGCUUGCCACCUACCACCUGCGUCUACAGCGAGAACUUCAAGCGACUGCUGCUGCCACCUGUGUAUUCAGUGGUGCUGGCGGCUGGCCUGCCCCUGAACUUCUGUGUCAUCGCCCAGAUUUGCACAUCCCGCCGGGCCCUGACCCGCACAGCCGUGUACACCCUAAACCUAGCCCUAGCCGACCUGCUGUAUGCCUGCUCCCUGCCCCUGCUCAUCUACAACUACGCCCAAGGCGACCACUGGCCCUUUGGUGACCUCGCCUGCCGCCUGGUCCGCUUCCUCUUCUACGUCAACCUGCACGGCAGCAUCCUCUUCCUCACCUGCAUCAGCUUCCAGCGCUACCUGGGCAUCUGCCAUCCACUGGCUCCCUGGCACAAGUGUGGGGGCCACCGGGCUGCCUGGCUAGUGUGUAUAGCCGUGUGGCUGGCUGUGACAGCCCAGUGCCUGCCCACAGCUGUCUUUGCCGCCACAGGCAUCCAGCGUAACCGCACCGUCUGCUACGACCUGAGCCCACCUGCCCUGGCCACCCACUACAUGCCCUACGGCAUGGCCCUCACGGUCAUCGGCUUCCUGCUGCCCUUUGCAGCUCUGCUGGCCUGCUACUGUCGCCUGGCUCGCCGCCUGUGCCGCCAGGACGGCCCAGCAGGGCCCGUGGCCCAGGAGCGGCGUGCUAAGGCGGCCCGCAUGGCUGUGGUGGUAGCAGCCACCUUUGCCAUCAGCUUCCUGCCUUUCCACGUCACUAAGACAGCCUACCUGGCGGUGCGCUCCACACCAGGUGUCCCCUGCCCCGUGCUGGAGGCCUUUGCAGCCGCCUACAAAGGCAUGCGGCCCUUUGCCAGCGCCAACAGUGUGCUCGAUCCCAUCCUCUUCUACUUCACCCAGAAGAAGUUCCGCCAGCGGCCGCGUGAGCUAAUACGGAAACUCACAGUCAAAUGGCAGCGGCGGGGUCGCUGAGUCCACCAGGGCAGGACUCCCAGGGCCCGGGCAGCUAUCCAGAAGCCCCACCAACCCCCAACCAUGCAGAGAAUUAGAGUUCGGUUCAGCUGGGCAUGGAGUAAAGUCCCUCACAGACCCCAGAACCUCACUGACAACUAUUUAUUGAGCCCUUUCUCUGGACCAGGCCCUAUGGGCACAGAGACAGGUCUGGGCCCAGCUCUUGAGAAGUCAGCCAUGGGGAGCUGGGGAAACUGCAUUAAACUGCUCACAAAAAUAUAGUGUGACAU